Messenger RNA from Rhopalosiphum padi (bird cherry-oat aphid), 2551 nucleotides. RefSeq names its product putative fatty acyl-CoA reductase CG8306. Gene Ontology annotation, molecular function: alcohol-forming very long-chain fatty acyl-CoA reductase (NADP+) activity. Gene Ontology annotation, biological process: long-chain fatty-acyl-CoA metabolic process. The transcript has 10 exons. The record is from RefSeq and is a predicted model, not a curated record. Bases 387 to 1940 code for a protein of 517 amino acids. NCBI's taxonomy places the organism in Eukaryota, Metazoa, Arthropoda, Insecta, Hemiptera, Aphididae. Gene Ontology annotation, cellular component: peroxisome.
GCAGUGGCUUAUCGAUUCCGUUUUCGUUGUCGUUAUCGUAUAGGCAUAGGCGUUAUCAUCGCGGAGUGCGGAGUGCGGACUGCGGACUCAGUCUCAGUGUAUUGUUGAUAGGGAGAUUGACGUACGUAUACGGCGGAUACGGCACACACUUGCGGAUUUACUUGUUACUUGUUAAAUAUUACUAGUAAACUUGCAAUUCCGCAUUUGACAUUCGUUACUUUGCACGCAGCCCGCUGCCAUUAUUAGUAUAUUGUAACAUCUAUUGCUGUUGGCUUUUAUUCAAUCAUCUACCGUUGACAUACCAGUGUCAAAUUAUUGAUAUUGUGCUAUACAUCCUAAAUUUUGAACUUCAUAUUUGAUUAGAAGAAACAUUUCUAUCUGACAUAAUGACAUACCAAACAAUUAAAACUUUUCAUUCAAAAAAAAAUAUAUUUCUAACGGGUGGUUCCGGAUUUGUCGGAGUUUCUUACAUGGAAAAAGUACUCAGAACCAUGCCGGAUGUUGGGAAUAUAUAUGUUUUACUUCGUCCAAGGAAAGCUCAAGGCAUCCAAGAAAGAUGGGAAUCUAUUAAACACAAUUCGGUGUUUGAUGUUAUGAGAACUUCUGAGGAUUUUGAUGCAUUAUACGAUAAAAUAAAGCCUGUAAGUGGAGAUAUUUCUGAGGAAAAGUUGGGAUUAUCUGAUGACGAUUCUAAAAUGUUAUGUGACAAUGUAAAUAUUGUAGUGCAUUGUGCAGCCACAUUAGAUUUUGAAACUGAUCUCAAAACAGCUGUAAAUAUCAACUUAUUGGGUACCAAACGUGUAGUAGAACUAUGCAAACAAAUAAAAAACCUUCAAUGUUUAUUGCAUGUGUCUAGUGCCUAUGUUAACAGUAAUAAAAAUUAUGCAAUGGAAAAAAUUUAUGAUGCACCAGCAAACUAUAAUGAUAUCAUUAAUUAUGCUCAAACUAUGGACGACGAACAAUUCAACAGUACUGCUGAAAAGAUCUUGGGAGAUCAUAUCAAUACUUAUACAUUCACUAAAGCUUUAGCUGAGCAUGUUGUUAAUGAUGCUAAAAAUAUUAUUCGUACCUGUAUAGUACGGCCCAGCAUGAUUGUUGCUGCAUGGAAAGAACCUGUUGAAGGCUGGACAAUAUCAAAAAAUGGCCCUCAAGGAUUUAUAAUGGGUGCUUUAAAGGGUGUAGUUAGGCGUUUACCAGUAAGCCAGUCUUUAAUAUAUGAUUAUAUACCAGUAGAUGUGGUAAUAAAUACAAUUAUUGCUGCUACAUGGUUUAGUGCUCAAUUGCCAGAGAGUACACCAACUGUAGAUGGACAAACGCCGGUAUUUCAUUGCACAACUAGCACAUGUAAUCCAUUCCAUUGGAAAGAUCUUUCAUCAAUAUUAUCAGAUACUUUACAUAAGUAUCCCAUUUAUGGUUCUGUGUGGUAUCCAAACAUAAAAUUUUUGCCCAAUUUAAACAUGUAUUGGAUUUCUUCAGCUAUUUAUCAUUUCAUUCCAGCUUAUAUAUUAGAUUCUAUUACCAAAUUAGCAGGUAGAAGACCAGUCCUUAUACGAUUACAUCAAAAUGUGAACCGAUCACUUAGUAAACUUUCACCGUUUAUAUUUAACGAAUGGAAAUUUGAUAAUGCUCGUACACUUCGUCUACAAGAAGAACUGAGUGUGGAUGAUAAAUCUGUAUUUAACAUUGAUCCUACAUCCUUAAAUUGGACUUCGUUUUUUAUAAAUCUGACAAUGGGUGUACGAACAUAUUUACACAGAGAAGAUGAAAGUACAAUGGAGAUAGCAUUAAAGAAAGACUUCAAAUUAUUUAUAGCAAACAGCGGACUCAAGUUAUUUUUAGUGAUUGGAAUAUGGUAUUUAUCUUCAUUCAUAACUGGUACACCAAUGUUAGCCAAUUUUUGGGUUGCAUUAAUGGUUAUUAUUUUUGGAUAUUUUUUUUAAGUUCUCUAAUUGAAAUAAUAGUAAUUAAUAGUUUUUAAUAUGAAUUGGCAUUGGUUUGUAAUUUGAAAAUUUUGCUAUAUAAGUAUUUAAUGAAUUACUUUUUAUAUUUAUUUAUAGUUAUUAUAUUAAUUAAUUCAGUAUUAUAUUAUUAAUUUUUUUUUUUUUAUAAUACUAAUAUUUUAAAUUAUAUUAUUCUCCUUAUAUUCAGUAUUCUUGAAGUAUUAAAUUUAAGCUGGUUUUUUUGUUAUUUUUAUUAUUAAACUAAAAUAAACAUUUAAUAAGAACAAGUUGUAUGUUUUCCAUCUAUUUAUAUUUCAUUUUAAUGAUAUGUAAUGAAGAUAUUUUCGCUAUAUUUAAUAGUAUGUUUAGAUAUUUAAAUAUUUUUUAGAAAUGGAGAAGAUACUUUAAAAACAAUUCUUAUCCUGUUCAAAUACUUGACUACUAACUUUUUUUUAAAUAUCUAAAAGUGGUCCUGGUUAAUGAUGAUGCUAAUAGAGCAAGUCAUUGGAAAUCUGUCUGUAUCCUAUUAAGCUAGGCUCCAUGGUAUUUAUCCUUGUAUUAACUAUUUUAUUGAAAAAAUAAAUGUCUCGAUUCCAAUAUGGUUUGGAUUU